Molecule: messenger RNA, 2387 nt
Organism: Quercus lobata
Lineage: Eukaryota; Viridiplantae; Streptophyta; Magnoliopsida; Fagales; Fagaceae
Product: katanin p60 ATPase-containing subunit A-like 2
Exons: 20
Coding region: 1-2088 (695 amino acids)
Cellular component (GO): mitochondrial outer membrane
Molecular function (GO): ATP hydrolysis activity; ATP binding
Source: RefSeq, a predicted model, not a curated record
AUGGCCUUCUCUUUUUGCUAUCUUUGGCACUAUGCCCGUCAGCUGGACAUUCUGCACCAUCCGAAGAAUCAAAAAGUGCCGAGCUUUGUGCAUAAGUGUGCUUUUACCAGCAAUGUUGAUUAUCCAAGUGAUAGAGUAAAAUUUGUGGCUACUGUACCUUCUGGAGUGGCACCACUACAAAGUUGUCCUCUAAGGGGACCAACAACUGGUUGUCGAGGUAGAGUUCUCCUUGCUUUUGAAGAAAAUGGUAAUUCAAAAAUUGGGGUUAGAUUUGAUAAAUCAAUUCCAGAUGGCAACAAUCUUGGUGGCCUUUGUGAAGAUGAUCAUGGUUUCUUUUGUUCUGCCAAUAAUUUACACCGCUUAGAUAGUUUUGGUGGUGAUGAUAUAGAGAAGCUUGCUAUUAAUGAGCUCUUUGAGGUUGCAUCAAAAGAAAGUAAAAGCAGUCCAUUAAUAUUGUUUGUGAAAGACAUAGAAAAGGCUAUGGCGGGUAGCACAGAAUCAUAUACGGUCUUAAAGGGUAAGCUUGAAAAUUUGCCGGAGAAUGUUGUUAUAAUUGGUUCCCAUACCCAGAUGGACAAUCGUAAGGAGAAGUCUCAUCCUGGUGGUCUUUUAUUUACGAAGUUUGGAAGCAACCAGACAGCGUUACUUGAUCUUGCCUUUCCGGAUAACUUUGGUAGACUGCAUGAUAGGAGUAAAGAAAUCCCAAAAGCAAUGAAGCAACUUUCUCGGCUUUUCCCAAACAAAGUGACAAUACAGCUGCCUCAGGAUGAAGCUGUACUUUCGGACUGGAAGCAGCAGUUGGAACGUGAUAUUGAAACUUUGAAAGCUCAAUCAAAUAUUGUCAGCAUUCGCUCAGUUCUGAACAGAAUUGGCUUGGAUUGUCCUGACCUUGAAACUCUGUGUGUUAAAGAUCAAGCCCUUACUACUGAAAGUGUGGAGAAAAUGGUAGGAUGGGCUCUAAGUUACCAGUUUAUGAAUCACUCUGAAGUAUCAGUCAAAGAUGCUAAACUUGUGAUCUCUGCUGAAAGCAUUAUGUACGGUCUGAACAUUCUGCAGAGCAUUCAAAAUGAAAACAAGAGCUUGAAGAAAUCACUGAAGGAUGUGGUCACUGAGAAUGAAUUUGAGAAGAAACUUCUUGCUGAUGUCAUUCCACCGACCGAUAUUGGGGUUUCUUUUGAUGAUAUUGGGGCAUUAGAAAAUGUAAAGGAUACCUUGAAGGAAUUGGUGAUGCUUCCACUUCAGAGGCCUGACCUGUUUUGUAAAGGACAGCUGACUAAGCCUUGCAAGGGUAUAUUGCUCUUUGGACCUCCUGGUACUGGGAAAACAAUGCUUGCAAAGGCAGUUGCAACUGAGGCCGGUGCAAACUUUAUCAAUAUAUCAAUGUCAAGCAUUACUUCAAAGUGGUUUGGUGAAGGGGAAAAGUAUGUCAAAGCAGUUUUCUCACUAGCUAGUAAAAUAGCUCCUAGUGUUGUUUUUGUUGAUGAGGUUGAUAGCAUGUUAGGAAGACGUGAAAAUCCUGGAGAGCAUGAGGCUAUGCGUAAAAUGAAGAAUGAGUUUAUGGUAAAUUGGGAUGGUCUGCGUACAAAGGAUAAGGAGCGUGUACUGGUACUUGCUGCUACUAAUAGGCCUUUUGACCUUGAUGAGGCUGUUAUUAGGAGGCUUCCCCGGAGAUUGAUGGUCAAUUUGCCAGAUGCCCCAAACAGAGAAAAAAUUCUAAGAGUUAUAUUAGCCAAAGAAGAGCUGGCAUCUGAUAUUGAAUUGGAAGCAAUUGCAAAUAUGACUGAUGGCUACUCUGGGAGUGACCUAAAGAAUCUGUGUGUGACUGCGGCUCACUGUCCCAUUAGGGAAAUUUUGGAGAAGGAAAAGAAGGAGAAGAAUGUGGCGUUGGCUGAGAAUAGGCCUUUACCUGCAUUGUAUAGCAGUGCUGACGUUCGUCCUCUAAAGUUGGAGGAUUUCAAAUAUGCACAUGAGCAGGUGUGUGCUAGUGUGUCAUCAGAGUCUACAAAUAUGAACGAACUCCUCCAGUGGAAUGACCUAUAUGGAGAAGGUGGAUCAAGGAAGAAGAAUUCCCUAAGCUACUUCAUGUAGAGGAGGUAUCUUUGUGUAUAGCAUUUCUUUAGAUUAUUCUUUGUCACCUUAAAUAGUGGCAAGAUUAGGGACUGGUAUGGAAAUUCCAUUGCAGGUCCUUCCCACCCCCCCAUUGUAUUAUAUAUAGGUUUUUUUUUCUCUUUUUUUUUUUUUUUUUUCAACUUCAAUUUUCUGUUUCAAUCUUUUUUACCUUUUUUGUUAGGAAUGUUACUUUCAAAGCAGUAAAAUUAACUGUAGCAUCUUUUUGGUUACUUCAGGCCUUCCAGCCUGUACAUGCUUAAUUAAUAAGCAAUUUUUUU